Molecule: messenger RNA, 3305 nt
Organism: Physcomitrium patens
Lineage: Eukaryota; Viridiplantae; Streptophyta; Bryopsida; Funariales; Funariaceae
Source: RefSeq, a predicted model, not a curated record
GUGAUCCGAGUUCACAUUCUGAGCAGCAGCAGCAGAAGCAGCAGUAGCGGAUGGCGUGGAUGGCAUCGGAGCGAUAGAGGAACAGUCCCAUCUCACUGCAAAUUGCGAAUUGGGCACUGGUGCCGCAGCACCAGCCAACUUAACCUGAAUUGCUAGGAAUAGCAUUCCCGCUCGCACAGCCCACGAACUUAGCGCUUUUCUCGAUGAAUGACUUGGAUCAGUUUUCUGAUAGAUAGAUCCAGGAUGACUCUUCAUUCUAGGUUUCUUUGUGUUUUUUAUUUUCUUCUCUUUGUUUCCUCCCUCUUCCUUCUGAUGAGCAACCUGCCUUUGAUUUGGCUAGAUACAUAUCUAGUUUUUAUUUAUUUCCUUUUUCAUUCCGUUCGUUUCCAGAACUCUCGAUUGUUUUUGAAAGUGGAAGAGUGAGGCAGUUGCCGUAGCGAGAGAUAGAGCGUGUGAGUGUGUGUGUUUGUCUCUGUGUGUGUGUGUGUGUGUGUGUACAGGUGCUCAUUGUGGAGCUCUGUGGGAGGAUUGGCGUCAGGAUGUCAAGUGUGAGGAUCAGCUGAGGUUUAAUCUAGUGUGUGUACUAGUUUCAGUUGUCAGGAAAGUGACGGGAACUAUCGAGAACAAGGACCGUUGCUAGUGGUUUUUUUUGAUGUGGUGGUGCUGCUUUUAUGCGCAACUGGAGCGCUUUUUCUGUAGUUCUUUGAUGCGUGCGAGAUUUUAGUUCAGUUCUGACUCCUCAUGAGCGAACCCGUUGCGACGGAGGACUUCGAACCUCUUAGAUGGUCUAGGUGGAGAUUCAGGCAAUUCGGAGAGUGUCUGUGUGACUUUCUACGUGGGGUGUGUGGUGCACGAAGGGGCUCCAAGUGUGCGCGAGUCGGUUUACAGGUUUCACGGAUCAAACCCAGGCCAUGAAUGCCGUGCUUUUAGAGUGCUCGGACGAGCGGCAUAAUUUGAGGCCCGCGUUUCGCGGAAGAAGGGGUUCGCAAGUGAAGUGCAAUGUGGACCCUCGCACCUUGAUUGUAGUUGUAGAGGUGUGAUUCCAAGGACCAACUGUGCUGUGGAUAUGCGAGUGCGCACCAGUUGGUGCAGUGUGGGAUAUGGAUGGAGUGAUCGGAAUCAUUGAAUCCGAGCUUCCUGCAGACAGUGCCACAUGUUACGUAGAUUGUGGGAUUUUGUUUAGAGCCCCUUCUUCCGACGUUGCAGCAUCAUUCUGCUAGACUUCGUCGAACUCUUAAGCGAAUCAGCCGAAAUGAGUUAAUGCCACAUCCUCGAAUACUUGAGCAUAGACCAAAAAAAAAAACGGCAAAAAGUUGAGCAUCACCGAAGGCCGUUGACUUAUCGAAACAAUGCCGUCAGUGGAAGAUUGUGAGGAUGUGGUGGCAAGGAGGCAGGAGCGCAGUGAGCCAAGCCCUAAAAUGCCUCCCUCUGGACGGUCUAGGUCCACUUCAAGAAGCAGUAGAAGGAAAACGCUAGAUCCGUCAAUGCUGACUUCAGGGAGAGGGCAACCAGUGCCUCAAGUCUCGGAGGUCGGCUGUGGAUGUAAAACCUGGAAUAGGAUUGGUUUGGGAAUCGAUGUAUCUUCAACAUCAACCUCCGAUUCUCGCAAACAUCCGACUUCUGGAGACAAGACACCUCCUGCUUCUAAGGCCGGCAAGCUUCCGAAGUCCGUCAGUGGCAUUUUCUCCCGACGGACGUCCAAGCCUGCAUCACCCGUAGCCGCAACCUCACCAAAAUUCGAAGAGCAGUGGUCCAGUUUUCGAGAACAGCAUCAGCAAGAAAUGAAUGAGAUGAAACAAAUGUAUAGUGCUUUGCAAUCAAUGUGUCAAGAAAUCAAGACCUUCACCUUGCAAUCCCAGGGGUCCUCACCACCCUCAAAAUACUGCGAAGAUGACUCGGAGUCCUUAAAAGCUACUCCGCAGAAGGUGAUGCUGCCAGCAAGAGCAAACUCGGUCGCAAGCGAGAAGAAACGCCCUCCGCGAGAGAAAGACGUACCGACACCGCGAAGGGCGAAGUCGGCUCCCAGAACACGAACGAAUGGUUAUCCUGUGAGGGACAUGAGCAGCUCUAUGAGGCUCCAAUUCCUCAAGACGCCAUGGACCGACCUCACAACCUCUCUCUUCGAAGAGAUCGUGCAGGUGCAGAAAACGUUUCUACGGAGCUUCUGCCAAUCACUGUCCAAACAUCGCGAGCAGAGCAUUUCAGUGGAGGAUCUCCAGGACAAUCUAAGGCCGAAAGACGUCGUGAGUUCUUUAAUCGCCCGGUUACUCCCCCACACUUCCUUCGCCAAACCCUGGCACUUGAAAUACGCGUUGGAGGCCUGUGUAAACAGACUCGUUCUAGGGGACUUCGGCAGCGAAAGCUACGGGCUCUCCUCGGACAUGUCCCUGUUGGACAAACAAGGCGCGCCUCGGAUGUCAUCGUGGGACGAGUACGAAAUGCUGGCGUUGCUGAGCCCCACAGACGCGAUCAACCCUGACAGCAGAGUGUACCACGAGAAUUUCCACAUGUUUUGCAACAGGAAGUUUCAAGCGAUUCACGAUGAGCUGCAGUGGUGGGAAGAGUGGCCUCAAACCUUGGUGGAGGAUUUCCUGGAGGCCAUGAAGCAUGUGUGGCGGGCGCACAAGCUGGCCUACUCCUUCGACCCGCCCGCUGCCAUAUACUGCGUCAAGACGUCCACAGCUUUCGAUCCCAAGUACAUGGAGACUCUGGAUGUGCUCACCAUGCCGCAGUUCGAUGCCUCCGUCUUCUCCUCCAAAGUGGGAUUCAUGGUGACUCCGGGCUUCCUCGUCAACGGCCAGGUAAUCAAAAGUCAGGUUUACCUGAUGCCGAAGAUAGGACUCCUCUGCUCCCCUUGCAAGUAGGCUCCCUCCGCUCUCCUUUGCCUCCCUCUCCUUGCUGAGCAGCUAGGGUUCCCAUCUCUAGGUUCUCAUGGUAUAGUAGUAGUAGCAGUACUGGUACUGGGAAGCAGUAAGAUGAGCUCUCUCUCUUCUCUCUUUUGCUAGUCUGUGCGUGCGUGCUUGCUUGCUUGCUAGCUAGUCUAUUGUAUUGUAGAAUUGUGGGAGGUCACCUCUGCAGAUGCGUUGGGGUCUGUGAGGUUUAGGAUUGUGGAGGAAUAGGGCAAUGGAGCACUACUUCAUUCCCAUUCUGCAUUCAUUCUUGCCCUGGCAAUCUGGCAUUGCAGAGCCGGCAGUGCUGCCAACCCUAGCGGGAUGGUUUAUUUCUUUCUUUACCGUACCGACUUGGGCAUUGUGGUUCCAUUUAUUAAAUUAUUAAUUUAUUUUUCUAUCUAUUUAUUUCAUUCA